Aedes aegypti (yellow fever mosquito) is the source of this 1300-nucleotide messenger RNA. RefSeq names its product fatty acid hydroxylase domain-containing protein 2. The transcript has 3 exons. Lineage: Eukaryota; Metazoa; Arthropoda; Insecta; Diptera; Culicidae. Bases 219 to 1130 code for a protein of 303 amino acids. Gene Ontology annotation, molecular function: C-4 methylsterol oxidase activity; iron ion binding. The record is from RefSeq and is a predicted model, not a curated record. Gene Ontology annotation, biological process: sterol biosynthetic process.
CGAGAGUUAUAUGCUGCCCAGGUUGGGUACUUGUACUUGUGAACGCUUAGGCGCAGUACAGUUCCAGCCGUUCGCGCAGCAGCAACUGGCUUUGUGCCAGCCACUUAAAAAGCCAAUUUCAAACGCAAAUCGGUGGACAAGUUUUUAUUGGUGUAGCUAUUUUGUUUGCGGAAAAUAUCCGAGAAGAAAGUGUGUGACCUAGCGGGAACUGGAGCGCGAUGUCGUUGGGAGUGGAAAUCUUCGACCUUCCGGCGAGGCAGUUCCGAGUGUUUUGGGGCGCUUCCGGUGAUCUGUGGCAGUCCCUGUGGGAUCGAGUGCUGGAUGUAACAGGUGACGACCCGUUCCGCCUAUGGAUCUUUGGUACCCUCAUCUACACCAUGACCCUGUACUGGACCAUCGGUUCCAUCUACACACUGCUCGACGUCACCAACCGGCCAGCCUUCAUGCGUCGCUUCAAGGUUCAACCGGGCACCAACGAACCCGUCGACAACGAUCGACUCCGGCGAGUCAUCCGUCAGGUCCUCUUCAACCAAGUCUUCACCGGUCUCCCGAUGCUGCUGGGUCUCUAUCACAUCCUCACCCCGCAAACCCCGGAACUGAUCCGGAAGCUGCCCACAUUUACCACUGUCCUGUGGCAACUCGCGGUUUGCAUCCUGAUCGAAGAACUUGGGUUCUACUACAGCCACCGGUUGCUUCACCACGGCCGAAUCUACCGGUUUAUCCACAAGCAGCACCACGAGUGGACCGCUCCGAUCGCCAUCACUGCGAUGUAUGCGCACCCCAUUGAGAACCUGAUCAGUAACUUGCUGCCGAUCGGAGUGGGCGUGUGGAGUACCGGAUGUCACAUCUCCGUAGCGUGGCUUUGGUUCACGUUGGCCAUUUCCAACACAUUGCACGUUCACUCUGGAUACCAUCUGCCGUUCCUGCCUAGCCCGGAACAGCAUGAUUUCCACCAUUUGAAAUUUAACCAAUGCUUCGGCGUGCUCGGAGUCCUAGACUGGCUCCACGGCACCAGCAGCAUGUUCAUGAGCUCGAAGCAAGCCGAACGGGACUACAUCAUGACCGGAUUCCGACCGGUGCGUGAGGUUCAUCCCGAUCAGGAGAAGGCAGCGAUCGGGAAAAACAAGUAGAGGGAGCUGAGAGACGAGAUCUUUGCACAAAGCUCGAAGGCGUGGAGUUACAAGUCAAUGCAAUUGAAAAAAUGACAUUUAAAAGUGCUUUAUCGAUAUUACUAAGUGAAAGUGAUGUUUUUAUAUUGGGAUACAAUCUCGUGAAAUAAAGAUUAGGAGACAAUAUUAAA